AUGAAACAAUUCGCGGCCUAUUUGUAUGAUUUGGCCGGAAAGGAGAGCAUCUUAUUAGGGGAUCCUUAUCGGUCCGAUCAAAGGUUCCAUCAAUUUUAUUUGAUAAUGAAUGCAUACCAGUCCCUUAAGACAGAAGUGCCUAAAGCUCCUCAACCUCUGGAGUCGUGGUUUCCUGACCUCCAAGUGAUUACAUUGCGAUCAGAAGAGGGUUCAGCUAAAGGAUUAUUCUUAGGGGCAAAGGCGGGCACUAAUGAUGAGAGCCACAACCACAACGACGUCGGGAACUUUGUACUCUAUGUCAACGGAUUACCCGCUCUAAUAGACGUAGGAGUGGGUAAUUAUGAUAAGGACACCUUUGGUCCCCAUCGCUAUGACAUAUGGACGAUGCAAUCCCAAUGGCAUAACACCCCAACCAUUAAUGGCGUACAACAAAAGGCCGGCGCCCAAUAUGUGGCCAAAAAUGUGACCUAUAAUAAGACAAGUGCCGAGUUUGAGGCCGAUAUAGCCGGCGCUUACCCUAAAGAAGCACAGGUUAAGAGUUGGGUCAGAAAAUUAACUUUUAAUAGGGAAGCAAAUAGUGUUACAUUGAAUGAGAAUUAUAGGCUGGAUAAGUUUGUGGAGCCCUUCAAAGUACAUUUCAUGACUAUAUUAAACAAAUCAAGUGAUGACCAGAAGAAUGGAGAUCUGGUUCUCGAGGAUAAGAGCGUGAAGUUAACGAUG
Molecule: messenger RNA, 720 nt
Organism: Oppiella nova
Lineage: Eukaryota; Metazoa; Arthropoda; Arachnida; Sarcoptiformes; Oppiidae
Source: the annotation of a GenBank genome assembly